This is a messenger RNA of Arthroderma uncinatum, 1971 nucleotides long. RefSeq lists its product as uncharacterized. The coding region runs from base 1 to 1971 and encodes 656 amino acids. The transcript has 4 exons. Gene Ontology annotation, cellular component: mitochondrial outer membrane. NCBI's taxonomy places the organism in Eukaryota, Fungi, Ascomycota, Eurotiomycetes, Onygenales, Arthrodermataceae. The record is from RefSeq and is a predicted model, not a curated record.
AUGUCGCUAAUUGGCGAUCAUGUCCGCCGGCUGGAUUCCUAUGUCGACCGGCUUCAGCUCGCGCGCCUCAGCGUCGUCAGCCAGGCCGACAUCAACACCGAGAUAGAGACGCUGGAGUCGGUCCAUCCUCCCCUCGUCGCGGCUGCCAGAGCUCUCUCCGGCGGACACAUCAGGCCACACCGGGUGCUCGACCAUCUACGCCGCGUCCACGCCCUGCAGCCUGCCAUCAGGGCCGUCGACGUCGACACUACGAGGGAUGGACGGUAUACGGCCAGCCUGCUCUGGCUCGUCGCGUCCAAGGCCACCGUGCAGACGUUUGCCUCCGUCAUGGCCUCCAUGGUCGAGGAGACCGUCCCCCUUAGUGAUGGUAUCUGGUACUGGGACGAGGUCCUCGGGUCUGCGUUCUACUCCGGCCUCUACACCGUCCAGACGGCUCCCGCGCGGUGGGCACGCUACGUUGAGAGCAUAUAUCACACCAUCCGCCGGACCAACACGCAUAUAAGAGCCGAGGGUGAGGACUCGCUGAUGGCACGAUGGCGGACGUUCUAUACCCUGGUCCAGGACGGCGUGCGGGAGCGGUCCGUCAGCCAGGCCAAACAGCUCAUCCUCUCGCCCUUCCAGCUCUGCCGGACGCAGGCGCGGGCGAAGCGGAGGGGCCUGCGCAAGCUCAGGGAGAUGAACGCCUGCGCGGUGGGCUUGCUGAUGGAGGAGGGUCUGCUCUUCGACGUCGACGAGGAUGAGACUACCGCCGCCGUCAAGGAGAGCCCGGACGAGUGGCAGGAUAUCGUCUCACGUACCGUCCUGCUGAUGCAGACCGUCCUGCAGCACGUCAACGACCUCGACACCGACCUGACCGGGUUCGAAGACAACGUCUUUUCCACCGUCGAACGGGGCAUCGAGGCCAUGGAGGACUCGCUCGCCGUCGAGGGGACGGGACACACCGUCAACCCGACCGACCAGGCCUACCAGGUGGUCCAGCAGCUCAUCGACAUCCUCGAGUACCAUCUCCCGCACCAGCACGAGCAGUGCGCCCUGCUCUCCCGCGAAUACACCCGUCCCGGCCGCCUAACACGCUACUGGCCCGCCGGACUCGCCCUCUUACUCUCCUCCAGCACCAUCCUGAACGUCCUCACCAACAGGCGGGCGGAGAUGGUCACCUGGGUGCAGGAACUCGGCUCCACGAUCACCGAUUUCUGGACCAACUGGAUCAUCCAGCCGCUUGCCCGGCUCAUCGGCACCAUCAGACACGACGAGAAGAGCGAGGUCGCCCUGAUGAGCAAGAACAGCCUGGACGCAGACUUCGCCAGCCUCGAGCGCAUGGUCGUCGACUUUGUGCGCCAGCGUCCCUCUCAGGAUCUCGGCGCCUCGUCCCACACCCCGGACGCCCUCGAUCUCGUCAGGCAGGCGGUGCGGCAGGGCGACCUCACCCCGGUGCUACGAGCGUACGAGCGGGACCUGCAGCGGCCCUUUGUCGGCGCCAUCCGCGGCGACCUCAUCACCGCGCUGCUCAUCCAGAUCCAGAAGACAAAGGUCGACGUCGAGGUUGCCAUCAGCGGCAUCAACUCCAUCCUCAAGAGCCAGGAACUGGUCUUUGCGUUCAUCGGACUCACUCCCAGCAUCCUCGUCUCCUACUCGGCGGUGCAGUGGGCUGCCGGCGUACUUGGAAGCAGGAGGGGGCUACGCCAGGGCCAGAGACGCGGUGAAAUCGUCCGUUCCCUUCGAACCAUCAACCGCAUCCUGACGUCCUCGCACGACUCGCGGACGGGAGUUCUCUCGUACAAGGACCACGGCCUGCUGAUGUGCGAAGCCGAGACGUUGCGGCGUAGAGCCCAGCAGCUCCUGCCCGGAGCCAUCUAUCAUGAAUUCCACGACGACCUGAACGACCUGCUCAACGUCCGGGCCGGCGUCGCCCAGCAGAUGAAGGUGCUCGACCAGAUCCGAUGGACGUACUCCAAGUGGAUAUCCUCGUAG